Komagataella phaffii GS115 is the source of this 528-nucleotide messenger RNA. RefSeq lists its product as hypothetical. NCBI's taxonomy places the organism in Eukaryota, Fungi, Ascomycota, Pichiomycetes, Pichiales, Pichiaceae. The record is from RefSeq and is a predicted model, not a curated record. Bases 1 to 528 code for a protein of 175 amino acids. Gene Ontology annotation, cellular component: cytoplasm. Gene Ontology annotation, biological process: protein ubiquitination. Gene Ontology annotation, molecular function: ubiquitin protein ligase activity. The transcript has a single exon.
AUGUCAUCUCAGGCUAACAAUGGCCGUCGAAGGCCCACUCUCAGACAAAUGGUAGAGACGUACCUGGAAAAUAGACCCACCAGUCAGUCUCGAAGCAGUUUUAAUGAUGAUCCUUAUUCCGUAGUAUCCAUGCUUCUCAACCAGCUCCAGAGUAGUUCCAGUCUAGAUUCAAACAGAUUAGAUUCUAUGGUUGAUUUGCUGAACUCUCUGGGGGAUCAAAUAGACACAGAUACUGCCAAGGGAGUUGAUGAUGCCUAUUUAGAUCAAUUGGAUAGAGUUAACGUCAAGCAUUUAUCUCCUGACGAUACAUGUCCCAUUUGCACUAAUGAAUUUCACAACGAUCCAUACCCUUUGGUUGUGAGGUUGCCAUGCAACAAGAAUCACUAUUUUGACUUAGACUGCAUAGGACCAUGGUUGCAUUUGAACAAGACCUGCCCGUUGUGUCGUGUUGACGUGACGAAAAGGAAGGAGAUAGUACUACCCUCUGAUAGUGAGGAGGAAGAUGAUUUUGACGACAUGUAUGGCUGA